GCCUCCCUGCCGGACACGCAGACACUCGGCCCCGAGGCGCCUCCCGGCGUCCUGGGCGAGGGGACGGGACGGGCGUGUUUUCCACAGAAUCCGUCACUUUGCACUCCUCGGGCAAGUGUGGCUCCCGGCUGUGUUGGAGAGAAACCUUGGGCCAUCCUGCACAUAGUAACACAGUGGGCUCCACGCCACGUUUCUGAAUAACUGAACUAACCUUUGCUGCUCAAGAUGCUUUUCAGUCAGAAGAGGCAGAGGGGGGGGACGCUCCACCAUGCGGGGUCCAGAUAGGUUUAGGGGGGCUGGGAGAUUAAUGAGAAUUGUCUUCCAGGAACAGAACCCAGUUAAGGCAGAGCCCUCGGUGAAUUAUGAACCCAGCACCCGGAGCAGACGGGAUGGGAAAAACGGACCAGAUGCCACGUGAUGGAGCAGGAAAUACCCAGCUUGACGUUUCACCCAAACGUGGGGUUUAAAGCCUCAUCACCGAAAUUCACCCCAAAGGUGGGAGUAACUCUUAGCCCCAAGAGCGGCAGGAUUUGCAGCAAUAAGACGCCCAUUGAUGUCCAAGCCCUAAAGAAGAAGGUCAGCAGGGUGACACGCGACCCGGCGGCCCGAGCCAUCCUCAGCAGCCUGCUGGUCUACGUCACCGACCGCGAGGACGGGCCCCGGGAGCCUCCUCCCGCCAGGAGGGCAGAAGGCGGGGUGAGCAAGACCAGCCGGGCGCCGGAGCCCCAGGACGCCCAGCGGCGACCCACACGCUUCCAGCUCCUCAAGGCCAAGUUCAUGGGCACCGGCCGGGAGCCGUGCCUCAAGAGGACCCGGGAGGUGGGGCGGCUGAUCUUCAAGGACAGGCAGGGCCCCGGCAGGAGCCUGGUGGCGGCCACCGUCCACAAGCUCCUGGAGAAGGCCAGGGAGGGAGCCGGCCGCCCCGCCCGGGGCCGGGAGCCGCUGGGUCGCGAGAAGCCCCGGGGGCUCCCCGCCGGGAGGAGCUCCGUGAAGAGCAUCCUGAAGGUGUUCUUGGCCGCGGAGGAGAAGGAGGCCGAGGAGAAGCCUCCCGCGGAGCCGCCCAGAGCCGCCGGGGGCCCCCUGCCGAAGGUGGGCGGCAGGCGGAGCGCCGCGCUGGCCAAGCUGCGGGAGACGUUUGCGCGGAGCGGUUGCCGCUGUGCGGAGGCCGGCCUCCUGCCGCUGCGCGCGGACGAGCUCAAGAGGCGCCUGCCGCGGAGCCCGCUGCACCGGCCCGAGCGCCGCGUGCUGCACCGGCCCGAGCGCCGCGUGCUCCGCACGGCCACCCUGGCCAGCACCUGCAUCCGGGCGCCCCCCGCCCGCUUCCUGGCCGUCUCGGCCGAGCCCCUGCUGCCCUUCAGCAUCGCCACCGUCGUCUGCGGCCCCCACAGCUGGAUGUCCCACGGCGCCAGAGUCACCCGCGCGGAUCUGCGCCGCGCGCCCAGAGGAGAAACGGGCACGGCCCCCCGCGCGCGAGAGACGCCCGGUGGGAGCCAAGCGCCAGGGUGGGGGCAGCCCCGCCAGCCCUCCGCGCCCCGGGCGACCGCCCCCAGGGACGGUCCGCAAACAGUGGUCCCAGGUGCGGGGCCCGAGUGUGUCCCCAGGGCGGCCCCCUCUCCCGCCUCCCCCAGGGGUGAAGUCCUUCCUGGCCGCGAGCCCGUGAUGAGCCCACCGGGACCGGACAGCCCGGGCGGCACGGGGGCUGCCCAGGGGGCGAGGGGAGCAAGGCUGGGCCCCCGGCCUGGGCUCGUGGGGGGCGGACCAGGGGCUGCCCCUGAAGUCACCCUGACCGUCUGCAGUUCAGAGGAUGAAACGGAAGGGAUGACUGCAGACUCGGAGCCAGAGCCCCUCUUCGCUGUGCAGGAGAACUGCCCAGAAGAGAGAGAGCCAGGGCAAAUCCCCCCGCUCGUGGCGCACGCCGCCCAGGCCGCGCGGCGCACACAGCCGGCCGUGGAGCCUCCGCGGCUCGCAGCCAGACUCCCGGCUGCCCACACGGUGCCGCCCCCUCCUGCCACCCUGCAGAGGGCAUCAGGCCCUGAAGACCAAGGCUGGCGUCUUCUGGGAGGAGAGGGUGUGACUGGAAAUACAGGCGCCCCACCUCCCACUACGGCCCAGGGUGGAAGCCAGGGCGCCCCGUCGUCGGCAGGACUGAGCCCGGCAGGUCUGAGCCUGCCCGCCCUGCCACAUCAGGACCCAGGGGCACAGCCAACGCUCGCGCCUUUGCAGCGUGCUGCCUGCCAUGGUUCAGGCGUCCCCGAGGCAGUUCCCACGACGAAACCGCAGAAAAGUUCCCCUGGAGGAAAGGAAACCAGACGCAGCCCUGGGACUUCACACAGGUUCCCGAAGCACCAGGACAUGUGGGGAGAGGACGCGUCCCAGCUGAGUUCUAAGACGCCUCUGCUGCCAGGACGGGAGGAAAGGCCGGCUGGUGACGCCGGCACCUCAUCACAUCGGUCCGCGGCCUCGGAAAAGCAAUGGGGGGGACUCGCCGGCUGUGCCCCUGGCGGUCGGCAAGCGCUGGCGCCCAGGGUUCCCAGGAGGAGCAGGGUGAGUGUCUCCAUGAGGCCAGAAGCACCGGCCCAGGACGGGAGGAGGCCUGAGAAUCUGCCUUCAGUGGACAAGAGCCCCCCGCGUGAGCAGGAAGGACACAGGGGGCCCCCGUCGUCCCCGGAGCCAGCCCGGCCCCCACUGACGGCUGAAGGGAGCGCCAGCCAUGAUCCUGGCGAGAACAGAGUGAGCUCCUUAAAUGAACAGACACAGCCGAGGAGUGUCAAAGCCCCUGGGCGGGUGACGGCUGCAGGGGCCUCCAGGAGUCCCCCAGCCCUGGCGCCAGGUGAUGCCCUGAGCCCCGGAAACAGGGCGGCCGAGGAGCAGGAGGAAAGGGGCGCCGCCCGGCCCACAGGCCCAGGUCUCGCGGCCGAGAAGCCUGAUCGCCAGCCCGGGGGCCACAGCGUGUGCGGAGCCUCGGGGUCCCUACCCGCCCCCCCUCGGGAGGCCGCCGGCGCCCAGACCCUGCCUGUCGAGCCCCCCGUGGCAGCUCCAGGUGAACUGGUCACAGGCGAAAGGAAGGUGGCAGCUGGGGGCAGAAUCUCGGGCGCUGCGUGGCAGAGCCCUCGGGGGGGCAGCCUAAAGCCCCCGACUCCAGCCCCGGAUGUCCCGGUGCCACAGGGGAGCCAGGUGGCGGGGACCCCGCGCCGCACGCUGGGCACUAGGCCGCCACCUUCUGAGAACCCGCAGGCCAAGGGCGGGCCGUGCAUCUUACCCGGGGCACAGCUUCCUGGCAGUGCCGGGCCUUCCCGCCAGCCUCCCCCCGCGUCCACAGCGGCGGAUGGGCCGAGGGCGGGGCGGGUGGCCCAGAAGCACCCCGACCUCCAGGCCCCCAGGGAAGUCGCGGGCGGGGAGAGGGCCAGCCUGGGCGGCGGAAAAAGUCACCGUGGGCAAGAGGAGGGGCCCCCAGGGGCUGCGAGUCUGGACGGUCCUGGAAGGAAGGGAGAAGGCGUUUGGGGUGAGAAGGCCCGCUCGAGUGGGGCCCAAGAGGCUGUGGACGGUGACCCAGCGGCCCCGACAGAGGCUCCCGGCCGGCGCACUGGGAAGAGCCCAGAGUGGCCGCAGAGGCAGCGGGUGAGGCACACAGAGGGCCCCCCUCCGGGACGUGGCGCCCCGGCUGCAAAGAGCCCAGCUCCUCCCCCCCCAGGGAGCCCGGUGCACCCUGCCCAGGCCCAGGCCGGCAGGACGGCCCCCCCUGACUCGGCUCAGCCCGUGAGCAGGGCAGCGGAGGUGGCGCCCCCCGCAGGCAAAAACGAGGCGUCCCGGAGACCAGUAGCCUCCAGGGGUGGCCAGGGGGGUCGCGGAGAGCCACGCGGGCAGGGGGAGAGCCCGACGGCCCCCGGCCCCCAGCCAGCGCCAGGCUCUGCGGUGCCCUUGGCCGCGCUAGGGGGCCGCGGCCUGGCCCGCACCCCCGCCCCGGGGGGGCCCCCGGACAUCCCCAGGGCGGGGAGGGGCACGCAGGGACGUGGACGCGGUGGCAGGGGUGCACACCUGGCCAAGUACAGAGCCCAGAGCUUCAGGGACCAGAGGUCCUUCGAGCUGUCCUUUAGACCAGCCAUCCUCAGGGCCAACGACACGUUCGCGCUUCCAAAGUGAGGCCCUCACGGGAGCCAGCGGCCCAAGGCCGCACUCCCGUUCCUUCCUCGCGGUGACCCUCGGCUCUGGGCGCCGGCGCCCAGUCUGCAGGGUCGUGUCCUCUGUCGUGAGUGGCCCUGGGAGGACGGGAGCCCUGCGGCCAGCACACUCUGGCCACGUCAGCGACACUCUGCCCACAGCUGGCGUCUUCACGGGCGUCAGGCUCACGCCCGUCUCUGCACAGGAAGUUCUGACCUUCGGGGCUGAACUUCCUGUGCAUCUGUCCCGUCCCCUCCUGGGGCGCGGCCGUCGGUUUUGAGGGCACUCUGCCUCUUGCGGGGUCACCAGCAGGUGCCGACGUGACCCCUCCUGGCUCAGACACGGCCGGGGUGGCGAGUGGCCCUGAGUGGCCCCGCCCGUCCUGGAAAGAGUCAGAGGGCUUCAGUUUGACAUGGUGACCACCGGGGGGGUGGGGGGCUGCAUCCACGACCCCACAGCCGCCUGACAGUCAGGGAGACACUGGGAUCCGGGUGUGGCCCCUCUGUCCCCCCAGCCUGGCCGGAGCCAGCGAACCAGGGGGAGUCGAUUCCAGACGACAGUGACCGUCAGAGCCGUGAAGAGGCUGUUUUCAGGUGCACGAUUCCAAGGACGCUUUCAUUCAGAAACUGGUGAGAAAAGUAACCCGGUCUCGUCUGACCCACCAUCAUCACAGCAGCCUCCUCGGGGCCUGCGCGUCCUGCAGGGCCUGGACGGGGCACAGGUCGGUGACGGAACGCACACUCCAGCCCUGCUGCCCUCCCGCACAGCGUCCGAGUGUUUCCCGCCAGAGACGUUGCUCAGUUCCAGCUCUUUCCAUCACUUAGACGAUGCACUUUCUGUCUAGAAUAUUUGAACACUGUAUAGAAGGACAAGGAAGGAAAUAAAAACCACUGGUCGGUCAUCA
Molecule: messenger RNA, 5062 nt
Organism: Balaenoptera musculus (blue whale)
Lineage: Eukaryota; Metazoa; Chordata; Mammalia; Artiodactyla; Balaenopteridae
Product: collagen alpha-1(I) chain
Exons: 3
Coding region: 418-4140 (1240 amino acids)
Cellular component (GO): nucleus; mitochondrion
Source: RefSeq, a predicted model, not a curated record